AUGUUUGAACUUCUUCCCUUAUUCUACUUUAGCGAGCAAGAUCUCAAAACGGGUGAGCAUAAGCUGAAUGCAGCGCAAUGCUCUGCUGAUGCUGCGCUGCGCAGCGCAGUUGACGUACCAACUGAUAUCAAGUCAGUGUCCUUAUGCGAUGAUAACAAUUCAUCGGAGAGGGAUGGAAAGAGAAUAACUGCGCAUUUACGCAGUUACACCAACUAG
Messenger RNA from Necator americanus (New World hookworm), 216 nucleotides. RefSeq lists its product as uncharacterized. NCBI's taxonomy places the organism in Eukaryota, Metazoa, Nematoda, Chromadorea, Rhabditida, Ancylostomatidae. The transcript has 3 exons. The record is from RefSeq and is a predicted model, not a curated record. The coding region runs from base 1 to 216 and encodes 71 amino acids.